UACAUGUCCCUUACAUACACACCCACCCAUUCUCUAUCCAUUAAUUUUCUUUCUUUGCGUUUUUUCUUUUGUUUCCAGAGAGAAAGAGAGAAGAGAGAAGAGAGAAGCAGAGAACGUUGUGGGAUAAUCAGCUCUGUUUCCAAGGAUCUGUGUGUGUUUGUCUCUAAAUUUUAUUGGUUGAACUUGAGAAGAUAGUUCAGAAGAUCUUGUUAUUAUAAUUCAAAGUUGGAUUUGGUCGUAGUGAGUGAUUAAAGAUGGGUUACAUGUGUGACUUUUGCGGUGAACAAAGAUCAAUGGUGUACUGUCGGUCCGAUGCAGCGUGUCUCUGCCUCUCCUGUGACAGGAGUAUUCAUUCAGCUAAUGCAUUGUCCAAAAGACAUUCUAGGACGCUUGUCUGUGAGAGAUGCAAUGCGCAGCCUGCUACAGUCAGGUGUGUUGAAGAAAGGGUUUCACUCUGUCAAAACUGUGACUGGUCUGGCCACAACAACAACAACAAUUCUUCGACAAAUCAUCAUAAGAGACAAACCAUAAGCUGCUAUUCUGGUUGCCCUUCAAGCUCGGAGCUUGCCUCUAUCUGGUCUUUCUGUUCAGAUUUAGCUGGACAAUCUGUUUGUGAACAAGAAAUGGGUAUGAUGAAUAUAGACGAUGAUGGUCAGACCAACCAAAACUGCAAUGAGGAUAAGAAAGAUGUCGUCGUUGGCUCCUCUUCAAAGCCUGAAACAAGUUUCGCAGCACAUGCAAACUCAUCAUUUGUUAAGGAUGUUGGAGUGUGUGAAGACGACUUUUAUGAUAACUUGGGUAUGGAUGAAGUUGACUUGGCACUUGAGAACUAUGAAGAGCUCUUUGGGACAGCGUUUAACACCUCAGGACAGCUCUUUGGACAAUGUGGAAUCGAUAGUCUUUUCCAGAAACAUAAUCAAGCAGCUCCUGAGGGAGGGAACUCAGUGCAGCCAGCUGAGAGCAAUGACUCAUUCAUGAGUUCUAAAACAGAGCCAAUAAUUUGCUACACAUCGAAGCCAGCACAUUCCAAC
This is a messenger RNA of Raphanus sativus (radish), 1031 nucleotides long. Its product is annotated as zinc finger protein CONSTANS-LIKE 9-like. The transcript has 4 exons. The record is from RefSeq and is a predicted model, not a curated record. The annotation marks the transcript as partial. NCBI's taxonomy places the organism in Eukaryota, Viridiplantae, Streptophyta, Magnoliopsida, Brassicales, Brassicaceae. Gene Ontology annotation, molecular function: zinc ion binding.